GCGAGACAAAUAUCUACCGUAGAGGCAGCCGGCGUUGAUUCCGCAACCGACGAUCCCAAGGUCAUCGCUGAAAACACGAACGACGAAACCGAAGAGAGUUCAUCGCCACGAGGAAAUGUGAGAGGUGGGAAUCAAAGCCGUGGAGAUGAGAAUCUGAAUGAAGUGAAAGAGAGCGGAGUCGGAGACAAUACAGCCACAAUGGAUCCCCACCUUCAGAAGGUGGUUGGUGAACUGGAGGCUGUAGAGGCAGCUGCAGAGGAUGUCCUGACUGAUAAACAACAGAUCGUGGACCUGUCACGAAAGCAAAGUGGUUUGCGUGAAGCAUCUCGCGCGGUCAGCUCACUCAUCAAAUCACGCGGCGAGUGCAAAACCUGGGUGGCUGCCGGCAACACCUUUAUCAAGCUGCCCGCUUCGAAGGUGAAGAGUCUUCUUGAAGACGACCAGCUGGAGCUGGACAAAGAGAUCACCGGUCUGCGGGAUGGACUGCGCGGCAAGGUGAACCGCCUCAACGACCUGGAGGGCCGCCCCGACGUGGUCGGCUUCGGCCUGAAGCCGCUGAGCCGCGCCGAGACGGCCGCAGUGCGCCAGGUGCUCGGCGAUAGGUCGUGACGUCAGCUCGGUCAGCGGCACCGACCGCGUCAUUUAAUGAAUGGUUCCAGAUACAGCGUUAAGACUGACGCUGUGAAUGCUCCAUUCCCAACGGAUGGUGUGAGAUGCGCUUGCAACACGAUUUGUGUUUUUGUACUCGCCGGUUUGUGGCGCAUGGAUGGAUUGUCUGACGCCAUAGAGACCCAGGAUAGCACGGGGUUCACAACUCUGCUAGCUUCUUGGUAUUGUCGGCGUAUAUUUUGGAUUCUGUGAUAUAUUGUUAUAUGCUCAUGCUGGCCUAGUGAAGUGCAUGAUCUGCUUGGCAGGCGUGAAUUACCUCGUCAGUUGGACGUUGCUGUACAGAUGCACUUUGGAUG
Molecule: messenger RNA, 965 nt
Organism: Amphibalanus amphitrite
Lineage: Eukaryota; Metazoa; Arthropoda; Thecostraca; Balanomorpha; Balanidae
Gene: Pdrg1
Product: p53 and DNA damage-regulated protein 1-like
Exons: 4
Coding region: 199-609 (136 amino acids)
Source: RefSeq, a predicted model, not a curated record